AUGGAGACCCUGCGCCGCAGCCUGUCCCGCUGGAAGCGCUACCACAUCCAGGUGCACGUGUCCGAGGAGGACCUGCUGCUGCCGCUGACGGUGCGACCGGCAGACACCGUGAGCGACCUGCGAGCCCAGCUAGUGCGCCAGGGAGUCUCGUCCUGGAAGAAGGCUUUCUACUAUAACGCCAAGCGGCUGGGCGAGCAGGACACCCUCCGCGAGGUCAACGUGCAGAACGGCUCUGUCCUGCUGCUCGUCAGUGACUCCAGGUGCCAAGGGGAGCGAGGGGGUAGGCCUGGGCCUCUGCUCUGGUGGGGAAUGUAG
Gracilinanus agilis (Agile Gracile Mouse Opossum) is the source of this 315-nucleotide messenger RNA. Its product is annotated as ubiquitin domain-containing protein TINCR-like. The coding region runs from base 1 to 315 and encodes 104 amino acids. NCBI's taxonomy places the organism in Eukaryota, Metazoa, Chordata, Mammalia, Didelphimorphia, Didelphidae. The record is from RefSeq and is a predicted model, not a curated record. The transcript has a single exon. Gene Ontology annotation, molecular function: protein binding.